Molecule: messenger RNA, 2121 nt
Organism: Amoebophrya sp. A25
Lineage: Eukaryota; Dinophyceae; Syndiniales; Amoebophryaceae
Source: the annotation of a GenBank genome assembly
AGCAGCUAAAAAACAAAAAAUCCAUCUGACGAAUAUUUAAGUAACCUCCUCCUAUAGCAGGAACUUGGUAACUUUCCCCUUUGCCUUAGAGGUCAGGUGUGCUGCAAAUCUUGGUUGGCUUCUUCCCUUGUUAUAAGUAGGAUGAGGUUGAGGCCCAGCGACGCUUAGAGCACAUAAGUAAAGCAAACGGCUCGCUUUCCCUCUGAGUCUUAAGCUUGUCCCUUCAUGCAAAGUAUGGGGGUGGCUGACAAUACGUUACACAGAAGCAGUCAAGAAGAGGCUGGCCGAACAACGAGGGUGGUUGAUUCGGAAAAUACAUUUGAUGAAACCGAAGUCGAGGACAGAGGAAGGCUUGGGGUUCACGCUGAGACAGCGGCACGGGAACGCAUGCUCACGUCGAUUUUCAUGAGCGUGUCACUGGUGAUCGCCGUCGUAUUUGGUGGAUACUUGAAUGGAAAAGGCCUCGUCGGCGUACUGACACUGUUUUUCCUGCAGUUCAGUUGCCUCGGCGCCGUCUGCUCUCUGACCAUCAGCUCCGAGGAAGGCAUUGGAGGGGAAUGGGCCAAAGGGAUCAACGUGAUUCCGGAUAUCUUCGCUGCGGUUGGAGGUAUGAUCGCGGCGUUGCCCUUAGUGGUGCCCUUUUUCGAGAAUUGUUUUGAUUGGUUCUACGCCAUCUACAGCACGCCCGCGCAUGCAGCGUGCUCCUUUCUGGAUCCCACCAUGCAGGCAGGGACCGUUGCUAACAUCGCGGUGCGCGGCGAUAUGAAUGUGGCCUAUCCUGCGAGCGCCAUGGCGUACUUUCUGGGGGACUUCGUCGCCUUCAGCUUGCCCAUCGGCCUCCUCAUUGUCGCGGAUGCGGAGUCGCAACGCUACCUCAUGUUGGGCGUCAUUCCUGGCGUCUUCUGCAUUCCCGUGGCACUCUUCAUUACCUAUCUCUUUUUGUACAUUCAAGAACCUAUGGUGAACUCCAAGAUUGAAGCGAACCCGGUGCUCGACUUCCAUCUGAAGAUCGAUCUCGUGGCGAGCACACUGGCGGUGACUACGCCUUGCUGGAUAGUGGCAGCGCUGAUGGCGGUCUGCUUGAAGCUGAGUCCUGCCCUCCUGACCACCCUGUUCGUGGGCUUCGGCACCGGCUUGAACUACUUCUUGCGCACGGCUUUGAUGCUCUCCAUUCUUCAGCACAUCGGCGGCCUCAUUUGGCUCUUCAAAGACAUUCCACUAUUACAAAUGCAACCCCUGAUCAAGGACAGCACCAACGAACAGUACUUCGUCUACACGCAGACAACGGGGCUGGAGGUGGCCGCGUCCAUCGGAAUUGCUCUGAGUGGGACCCUGCCGUUCAUGCACUUGCUGCGGGAGAAAUACCUAUCGACCGUAACUUCGGUGGGCCGCGCCGUGGCUUUCAAGGACCCGCAAGGUUUUGGUAUUCUCGGACUGGCUGGCUCACUCUCCUCUAUGAUGGUGUUGUUCAACAUGAUGCCGCGGAUUUCCCCCAAGGAGUGUGUUGCGGCGGUCGCGUUCAGCAUUCCCGCUGCUUAUCUGAUUGGCGGCCAUCUGGCGUUUUCCAGCAUCUACCAGCCGCCCCUGUGCGCGCCACUGUUGACAGGGAAGGUGAUCGGCGGCUUCGUGGCAAUGUGGGUCGCACGCUUGACGACGUGCCGUCUGGUCGAGGACGAGCACGAGAAUCACGGGGAGGAAACAAUUGAAAGACGCAUUACCGAGGCUCGCAAGAGCAGGGUUCCUGGCAGUGGGCCAAUGUUCCUGGUCGGUGGUGACGCUCAAGAAAGGCGUCGGGUGUCUACUCAAGAAGGGCGUAGGAUGCUGCCCGAAGGAGAGGAUGACGGGGGACUGCGGGAACGGAAGAUGGCGCAUCGGGAUGUCGUGUUGCUCGGCGAGUACUGCGAGCACAGGGAGUCCAUCGGGGGUCAGCACUGUGCGCCUCGAGUUAUCAACUUGCGCAACACUCUCGCACAGCAGCAGCAGGUCACGCGCGAUUUGGUUCAGAACAUCCAGGACCACAUUCAGGCGCACAUCGAGAGCAACCUUGAGGGUGAGAAAGGCGCAGCUACAUGCGGGGACCUGAAAAGAAUCGAGGAUCAUCUGAAGGCCCCCUUAUUAUAG